AUGGCCUCGGCCACGCCCAACCCGCUCCUCACGCCGUUCACUCUCCCGGACGGCACGGAGCUCUCAAUGCGCAUCGUCUACGCGCCGCUCACGCGCGAUCGCGCCGUCGGGACUAUCACGCAGCCGAACGCCGCGAUUUACUACUCGCAGCGCGCGCACAAGGGCGGGCUCAUGCUCACCGAAGCCACGUGUAUCUCGCCCGAGGCGCACGGGUACCCCGACGUGCCGGGGAUCUACACGGACGCGCAGAUCGCGGCGUGGAAGCCGGUGAUCAAGGCGGUGCACGACAAGGGCGCGCUCUUCUACUGCCAGCUGUGGCACGUCGGCCGCGCGUCGCACCAAGAUUACCAGCCUGAUGGCUCUGCACCGAUGGCGCCGUCCGCCAUUCCUAUCAGUAGCGGGGACAAAGUGUACAUCAGCACUGGCCCCGCCGACUAUCCCACGCCGCGGGCCAUGACCGCUGAAGAAAUCAAGGAGGUGGUGGAGCAGUACCGCGUGGCGGCGCGCAACGCGAUUGACGCCGGGUUCGACGGCGUGGAGAUUCACGGCGGGAACGGGUACCUGCUCGAGCAGUUCCUCAAGGACGGUAUCAACAAGCGCGAGGACGAGUUCGGCGGCUCCCUGGAGAACAGGCUUCGCUUCCCCCUGCAGGUGAUCAAGGCAGUGGCGGACGAGGUGGGCGCCAGCAAGGUGGGCGUGCGUCUGUCGCCGUACAGCACUUUCCUAGAUGCUUCCGACUCGGACCCAGUGGCCACCUACCUGGGGUUGGUGGAGGCGGUGAACGGCAUGGGGCUGGCAUAUGUGCACUUCGUGGAGGCGCGCGUGCAGGGGAAUGUCGACCUGGAAGUUGUGGAGGAGACUCUGGAGCCAUUCCGCAAGGCAUUCAAGGGGCCCUUUAUUGCUGCUGGCGGUUACAAGCGGGAAACUGGCAUGGAAGCCAUUGAAAACGGGUCGGCAGAUCUGAUCACGUACGGCCGUCUCUUCCUCGCCAACCCCGACCUGCCGAAGCGCUUUGAGCUUAACGCACCACUCAACAAGUAUGAUCGCAACACCUUCUUCAGUGGGGAUCAGGUCAAGGGGUACAUUGACUACCCUUUCCUGGAGGAGCCUAAGAAGGCUGAAUAG
Messenger RNA from Closterium sp. Naga37s-1, 1125 nucleotides. The record is from the annotation of a GenBank genome assembly. NCBI's taxonomy places the organism in Eukaryota, Viridiplantae, Streptophyta, Zygnematophyceae, Desmidiales, Closteriaceae.